Poeciliopsis prolifica (blackstripe livebearer) is the source of this 504-nucleotide messenger RNA. RefSeq names its product persephin. The coding region runs from base 1 to 504 and encodes 167 amino acids. Gene Ontology annotation, molecular function: growth factor activity; glial cell-derived neurotrophic factor receptor binding; receptor tyrosine kinase binding. The transcript is spliced from 2 exons. The record is from RefSeq and is a predicted model, not a curated record. Lineage: Eukaryota; Metazoa; Chordata; Actinopteri; Cyprinodontiformes; Poeciliidae.
AUGAAACCCUUUUUGAAGGUUCUCGUGAUUCUGUUCUGCGUCGGCAAGGUAGAAGGCCGCUGGAUGAGGUCUUUGAUUGGCCAAAAGCAGAAACCUGUGUUGCCUUCAGACGAGGACAGAAAAACAACGGAAGAAAUCCAAAGGGAAGCCUCUGCGGAUGAGCCAGACCCGGUCCGGACCCGGCGCUCCACUCCCGACUCCCAGUGCGGCCUCCACUCUGUCUUGCUGCAGGUGCGGGACCUGGGGCUGGGCUACGACUCGGACGAGACGGUCCUGUUCAAGUACUGCGGGGGGUCUUGCCCCCGCGCCCGCUCCAACUACGACCUCACGCUCAGCAACCUGCUGGUCAGCGGGCGGCUUCCGCAGCCGGCCCCCGGAGAGCCGUGGCACAGCGUGCCGUGCUGCAGGCCCACUCACUACGAGGACAUGGCCUUCCUCGACAACUCGCACCGCUGGCACAAGGUGGAGAAACUCUCUGCCGCCGGUUGCGGCUGUGCAGAUUAA